AUGUCCAAAGAAUCCGCAAGAACGAGAUUUAUCAACGUAUUCGAAGGAAUUGUCGAUGAAUUGACAGACAUACUUGUCUCCUACAAGAUGCCACAAGAGGCAAUCUCCUGGUUUAAAAACAAUUUGAACUACAAUACACCUGGUGGUAAGUUGAAUCGUGGGUUAUCAGUGGUGGACACGUAUGCUAUUUUGAACAAUACCACAUCCGACAAAUUAGACGAUGUAACAUAUAGAAAAGUUGCCAUUUUGGGGUGGGCAAUUGAACUUUUACAAGCGUACUUUUUAGUCGCCGAUGACAUGAUGGAUCAGUCUAAAACUAGAAGAGGUCAGCCAUGUUGGUAUUUGAAAGAAGGUGUUGGAAACAUAGCAAUCAAUGACUCAUUUAUGUUGGAUGGUGCCAUAUACGAAAUUUUGAGAAAACAUUUCCGUAAAGAUUCAUAUUACGUGGAUUUAUUGGAUUUGUUCCACGAGGUUACUUUCCAAACCGAAUUGGGCCAAUUGUUGGACUUGGUCACUGCAGAUGAAGAGCACGUGGAUUUGGACAAGUUCUCUUUGGAAAAGCAUUCGUUUAUUGUUAUUUUCAAGACUGCAUUCUACUCAUUUUACUUACCUGUCGCUUUGGCCAUGUACAUGUCGGGCAUAAACAAUGAGAAAGACUUGAAACAAGUGAAGGAUGUCUUGAUCCCCCUUGGUGAGUACUUUCAAAUUCAAGAUGACUUCUUGGAUUGUUUUGGAACUCCAGAGCAGAUUGGUAAAAUUGGAACCGAUAUCAAAGACAACAAAUGUUCUUGGGUUGUUAACCAAGCUUUAUUGCAUGCAACUCCAGAACAAAGAAAAUUGUUGGAUGACAACUACGGAAAGAAAGACGACGAGUCAGAGGCUAGGUGUAAACAGUUGUUCAAGGAUUUGGGUAUUGAAAAGAUUUAUCACGACUACGAGGAGUCAAUUGUUCAAAAAUUAAGACAACAAAUUGACCAAAUUGAUGAGUCGAGAGGAUUGAAAAAGGACGUCUUGACAGCAUUCUUGAACAAGGUUUACAAAAGAUCUAAGUAA
Messenger RNA from Lodderomyces theae, 1053 nucleotides. RefSeq names its product bifunctional (2E,6E)-farnesyl diphosphate synthase/dimethylallyltranstransferase (gene ERG20). Gene Ontology annotation, biological process: trans, trans-farnesyl diphosphate biosynthetic process. Gene Ontology annotation, cellular component: cytoplasm. NCBI's taxonomy places the organism in Eukaryota, Fungi, Ascomycota, Pichiomycetes, Serinales, Debaryomycetaceae. Gene Ontology annotation, molecular function: (2E,6E)-farnesyl diphosphate synthase activity; dimethylallyltranstransferase activity. The record is from RefSeq and is a predicted model, not a curated record. The coding region runs from base 1 to 1053 and encodes 350 amino acids. The transcript has a single exon.